CCGUGUUUAGUUAGCUGCUAGGCUGCCUCUGUGCCACGUCCCCCAGAGGUGGAGGUAGCAGCUCUUUCCUAGACAUUUUUCCACAGCUGAGGGGAGCUCUCUGGAAUUUUGGUAUUGCGGGCGAUUGUCUUUGCAGUUGGGCCGGCCUUCAGGGUGCCAUUUACGCAUGCAAAUUUCAAUGAUAAAUAUGGGAUGCCUACGACAAAGACAAAUUCAACCGCGGAUGGAACAAAUUUGGGCACUGACUUGGCAUUCUCGACAUGUUUGAAAGCUGCAAGAGAACGGACGACAUUUCCUUUGGCUGUAAUUUGCGUAUAAAUUGGCUAAAAUAUACGCUUAGUUUUGAUUCACAACGUUCACACGUCCUUACAAAAAGCGGGAGAUAUGCUCAACGGUACUUUACAUACUCAGGGCGUGAAAACCGCAAAACCAGCAGCAGGUUAGUUUGCAGACCCAGCCGGCUCUCUGGUGUCAUUCUGUGAUCAUACAGAGACCUCUGCUGUUCACGGUGGCGCACUGCAGCUUCGGCGACUACUGGCAACUCCCUUACAAUGGUCAGGAACGGGGCAUUCUCUCUAUUCAUAUGAAUGAAGUUGAAGCUGGACUGCCGGCAACCAUUUCCUUGGCAUCAAAAGAAUUUAUGUGGAUGCAUUUUUAUAAAUAUUAAUGUUCGCUGUAUUUCAGACCACUCAGAAUAUUGCACUUUUCUCUGUUGAAUUCACUACAAGGACUCGUGGCUGGAAUAAAUUCCGGGAGAGCAAGAAGCAGGAGACGACAGCAACAAAGGAGCUGGCCAGAGAUGUAAAAGAGUUGUCAAUUUAAGAAUGGAGUAAUUUUAUACAGGGGAGAUCCGUAGAGUUUCAUCUGGACUGGGGAAGGAAUUGAGUAUUUGUAGGUUAUGCAGAAGGUCUAGGACCUGAGCACUGCAUUUGGAGCUGAUGCCAUUGCAAAAAGCCCACCCUGCAUUUGAGGGAAUUAUGUUCCGGUUCAUGAGAGAUGGCGAGCCAGAGGAUCCAAUGUUUGUGAUGGACCCUCUUGCCAUCCACCACCAGCACGUGAACCGUGUGCUCUCAGGUGGCUUUGGUUAUAGCCCUUUCCUCAGCAUUGGCAAUGGGACUGUACCUGGAACACGCCAGGCUAGCCGUAGAAUGCAGGCAGGAACUGUUUCGCCCUUUGGGAUGCUAGGAAUGGCAGGUGGUUUUAUGGACAUGUUUGGAAUGAUGAACGACAUGAUUGGGAACAUGGAGCACAUGACAAGUGGUGCCAACUGUCAGACGUUUACCUCUUCAACUGUCAUAUCCUACUCGAAUCUGGGGGAUGCCCCCAAAGUCUAUCAGGAGACCUCAGAGACACGCUCUGCCCCUGGUGGGAUCCGGGAGACAAGGCGGACGGUGCGAGACUCGGACAGCGGCCUGGAGCAGAUGUCUAUUGGACACCACAUCCGGGAACGUGCACACAUCAUGCAGCGCUCGCGUAAUCACCGCACGGGUGACCAAGAGGAGAGGCAAGACUACAUCAACCUAGAUGAGAGUGAUGCUGCUGCAUUUGAUGACGAAUGGAGGCGAGAGACAUCCCGCUUCCGGACGCAGAGAGGGCUGGAUUACCGGCGUCACGAGGGAAGUAAUGGCCGCAGGGCUGAGGGGACUCGCCUUGCUAUUCAGGGACCCGAGGAGUCUCCAACCAGACAGUCGCGCCGGUACGACUGGUGAAUCCAGAGCAGACUUAAGGGGGGGUGUGAUGCGGUCACCCCCAGAUCUACCUUCAUGCUCUUGUACAGACAGUGAAACUCUGAUGGCGAAGCCCCUACGAAACAUCACUUGGACCUUCCUCAAGUUGAAUACUAGCCUCGUGCCCCUCUUAAAAUAUAAAUUAAGUGACUAACUCUCUUCGCAGUUGUACUCCUUACAUAGAGCAGGUGGCCAAGGGAAAUGUGAGGGACCUUGUCCAUGAAUGAGUGACACAUCAAUUUUACUUAGUUCUUUUUCCUCUAAUUCCUCCCUGCCCUUCAUUGAGCUACCCCUUCCCUUAGUGUUUUUUGGGGGAUGCAGGAGUGGUCUCCCUCAAUUUUUGCCAUCCCCUCUGUAUUUCCUGCUCCAAGUUUGGCUGGUUCCAGAGUUUGUAUUUAAUCUACCCACCCACCUCAAGUGGCAACCAAGUAAGAAAAUCUGUUGACCUGCUAUUAGUUUCAAGCGCUUGGAAAAUAACCUUUAGUCGCCUUUGCUCUUGGCCGGCCUGCCUCCCUGCCCUGGAAAUAGGGUAUGUAUGAAAAGGGUACAAGGGACCGGGUGAGGUGUGGACAAACCAAACAGGCCCUACCUCUCUGUCCCAAUCCAGUCAGCUCCCCAUCUUAUAAAAUUUGAUUUUGUGAAACUUGUAACUAGAUGUUUACUGAGUUGAAUAAAGAAAUGGAACCUGUAAAGCAAGUG
Rhineura floridana is the source of this 2426-nucleotide messenger RNA. RefSeq names its product myeloid leukemia factor 2 (gene MLF2). Gene Ontology annotation, cellular component: cytoplasm; nucleus. Bases 939 to 1709 code for a protein of 256 amino acids. Lineage: Eukaryota; Metazoa; Chordata; Lepidosauria; Squamata; Rhineuridae. Gene Ontology annotation, biological process: regulation of DNA-templated transcription. The transcript is spliced from 11 exons. The record is from RefSeq and is a predicted model, not a curated record.